UUUAUUUUUAGGUAAUAGAAAAUAUCGCUGGCAACACUGUUGUGACUUUUGGUUAUGGCGUGGAGAUUUCAGUUCUUUUUACGCAGUGAUGUCUAGCGUUCAGUAGUUUGGGGUGAAAUAUGAAGUUGAACAUAUCUUUCCCCGCAACGGGGUGUCAGAAAGUAUUCGAAGUCGACGAUGAACAAAAACUUCGCGUCUUCUACGACCGACGUAUGUCACAAGAAGUGUCCGCUGAUGGCUUGGGAGACGAGUGGAAGGGCUACAUAGUUCGAAUCACUGGAGGUAAUGAUAAACAAGGCUUCCCGAUGAAACAGGGUGUGCUUACUGCUGGUAGAGUUCGAUUGCUACUUGGAAAGGGCCACUCAUGUUACCGUCCCCGACGAACUGGCGAACGUAAACGUAAAUCUGUCAGAGGUUGCAUCGUUGAUGCCGGUCUCAGUGUGCUUAGUUUGGUUAUUGUGAAGAGAGGUGAGAAGGAGAUCCCCGGUCUCACCGACAACACAAUCCCAAAACGACUCGGUCCAAAACGUGCGAGUAAAAUCCGCAAGUUGUUCAUGUUGGGACCGGAUGAUGAUGUGAGAAAGUAUGUGGUGCGACGUCCACUACCAGCUAAAGAAGGAAAGCCACCAAAGACGAAAGCUCCCAAGAUCCAGCGACUCGUGACGCCACAAAGUGUGCAGAGAAAGAGACAUCGUAUUGCGAUCAAAAGAAGACGAACUGAACGCGGUCUUCAGGAGGAAGCUGAGUAUAAGAAGCUUCUCGCUAAACGACUCAAAGAACAAAAAGAGAAGAAGGCAGAAGCUCACAAGAAGCGACGUCUCUCCAGUUUACGUGCGUCACAAUCGCAAUCUGUGUCAUCACAGUAAAGUCGUUUAUUUCGACCAAACAGAAAAAUAAUAAAUUAGAAAUGAAA
Molecule: messenger RNA, 913 nt
Organism: Ciona intestinalis (vase tunicate)
Lineage: Eukaryota; Metazoa; Chordata; Ascidiacea; Phlebobranchia; Cionidae
Source: RefSeq, a predicted model, not a curated record